GUUUUUAGCAUCAGGUUACUAGUGAGAUAUGUUGUUUGCACAAAUUGUUUGCAGCAGAGCACGGUAAUUUAUGUGAGUAAAAUAAACAUUAUUUUUUACAUCAACUCAUAAGUUAUGUGAAACUUCCCCAGGAGCAUUGUUAAAAUACUUUGGAGGCACAGAAUCAGCCCAGAGCCAGUCCACAUCCUCAGGCUCAACUGUGAGUGAUGAAUCAGUGCUCUCUCACACACCUCCAUCCUCUGUGCCCACUGUCCCCUCCAUGUCUGAAACCACAGCUGAUUUAUCUACAACUUCCACCACAACGUCCCCUUCACACCAUGGACCAUCAUCAGCUCCGCCAGUUGACCCAGCUGAGUGGCCUUCUUUCCUCUCAGAUUCAGACAGGACUGAGCAGGCCCGUCUGGACUCUUUGUGACGUCACAUUGUUCCACGCACGCCAUCUGCUUGUCGUAUUAGCGGCGGCUUUAACACUUCCACACUCCUCCUGCCUCCUUUCGCCCACUACGCCCCGAGUUCGCGGUCCUACUUUUUUGUUGGGAGCUCGAGCGGCGGGGAGAAGUCAUCCAAGAUGCUCUCCCUCGACACCCCGACGCUCCUUCCUCCUGUGCGGCCGCGUUCUGGGUCAUGUUUGAAACAUUGGUGCUGUUAAGGAGAGCGGAAGAUGAAAACGCCGCCGACUGAGGAGCUGAAACCGCCGAUUUACAACCCUCCUGAUAGCCAACAAUGCGUUGCCAUGGCGACCCCACCGAAGAGACAGAUCGGACUCCAGCAGGAUGUCAACAUCUGGCAUCGGGCUCCUCACCCGGCCGGCCCGUCAGCAGCACCAGCAGCGUCUCUUAGUCAUGAACUUGCAUCUGUUGGCCAACCCUGGAGACUCUCGGCUGCUGCAGCACAGUCUGGACCGUCUCCUCCGCUGGCUGUGCCCGAGUCUUCACAUCUUCCACGUGUCCGAGAGGGCCUCGCCUCAUAGAGGCUGUGCUCACAUCUGUCCUGCAGCUGGCUCGCCGUCUGUGGCCAUUACCUUCUUCCUCCAUGAGGCGUACGGAGAGGAGCGCAUCCUCAAAGUCCUGGACUUCUUCCAGCGGCCGCCCUGGCAGUAUCAUCACGCUGAGAGCGGCAGGACAGACGGCUCGCCCGUCCAGGCCCCGCUGCGGCCCUACCUGCUGCCCGGCCGGGACUUCUACAGCCUGGGCGCGGGGAUGCCCGUGUGGGGGGUCCGGCCCGUGCACUGCGGCGGGGAGGUCCUUCGCGUGACGCUGUACAGCGGCUACGACAACUACGAGGACGCCGUGCGCUUCUACGAGACGGUGCUGCAGCAACGGGCCGAGGAGCAGAAGACGGGCUUCUGCUGGUUCACCCUUCACGCUGAGCCGGGACUCUGCCUGCAGCUGGCACUGAAACAACUGUCAGCGGGCGUGCGAGUGGAGGCGUGUAACUCCGCUGUGCUGCAGUUCGGCGUCGAGGAAAUGGGUCAACUGGUCCCUCUGCUGCCCAACCCUUGUACGCCAAUCAGCAGCUCUCGCUGGCAGACGGAAGACUUGGACGGAAACAAGGUCCUCUUCCAGGUGAAAACCCCAGUUCAGCCUAGGCGACCUUUGACCUGCGCUUUCCCGCUGAGCUGCCCCAGCGUGUCUCCGCGAGCUGUGCAGCUGAAGACCGCGGGACUCAUCAACCCGAGUCUGUCGCCGAGCAACUUCAUUGCCCCCCCAGCCUGGCAGAACCAUAGGCAUGGGCUCCGAGCUGCCAGUGAAUCUGCUGUAGAGAAAGUUCACGGCGCCGAGAGCCAAGGAUCAGGAAGUUGCUGCAGCACACCUCCUGGCAGCUCCUGCUACUCCUCGCAGCGCAGCAGCCCCGCCCCCCCGCCCGCCUCACACCCGCCCGACUCCCCUCUGCGGCCGUGCCUCACCCGCUCGCUCUCCCACCUGCUGCUGGAGGAGGACGAGGAGGAGGGGGAAACCAACGUGGACACAGGCGUGGCUGUCAUACCUCGCUCUUCUUCCGUGGAGCUUUUGAACGCCGCUGGGCUCGGAGGAUCCGCCGGGAAGUGGCGUGGAGGCGCACCGGGCUCCUGCUACGCACACGCAGACAGGACCCGCCCGCCGCCGUCUCACAGGAACAUGGCGGAGCAGGUGGAGUUCUUUAUCUGAGACGACCAGUGAGCAGAAGACGUAAGUAUUCACUCCCUUCGCACUUUUUUUACCGCCUUGCAGUUUUAUCCAAACAUAUUGGACUUAAGUUAAAGUACCAAUGAUUGUCACAUGGUGACAUUUGUCCUCUGCAUUUCACCCAUCCCCUUGUUCACCCCCUGGGAGGUGAGGGGAGCAGUGAGCAGCAGCGGUGGCCACUCCCGGGAAUAAUUUUUGGUGAUUUAACCCCCAAUUCCAACCCUUGAUGCUGAGUGCCAAGCAGGGAGGUAAUGGGUCCCAUUUUUAUAGUCUUUGGUAUGACUCGGCCGGGGUUUGAACUCACGACCUACCGAUCUCAGGGCGGACACUCUAACCAUUAGGCCACUGAGCAGGUCAACAUGAUGUCAUCCUGCUAACUUCUUCCCUCCAAGACAUUUGUUCCAGGACUUACUUCUUUCUCAAUUCAACUCUUCUUUUUGGGCUUCAAACCCCGUCGUAAGUGGCUGAUAAGGUUUGAUGUGUUGGAGCUUGAUGGGUUUUUUUUGUCCCCGUUUGCUUAACUCCAAGUGAAAUGGCUGGCAAAAUAUUUAGGGGUGCAACAACAAAAAAAUCGAUUCACAUCCGAAUCACGAUUUUUAUUUAUGCCAUUUCUAAACAGAUUCAUCAUUUAAAAAAAUCAAUCCAUCCAUUUUCUACCGCUUGUCGCAUUUGGGGUCGAAAUCAAUUGAACAUUUUUUUUUGAAGAAUCUAAUUCUAAAAAAAGUCUGUUUUAGGCCAAGUCCAUGCAACCAGAUGGAUCUUUUCACACCUGUUUUGAACUAGUUUCAUUAUAAUUAUUGUACUAAAUAAUACAUUGCCAGAAGGGUGUUGAUCCCAGGAACGGUGUAGUGCCCAAUAAGAUGAAACUGUGACAAAGUCCCACGCGUUUGACGCCAUGUUUGUUUACAUUGAGCGCAGGGGAAGUUUACAGAACCCUCCCCCACCCAUGCUUAUUGUAGUGGGUUUUUCCCCCCCAAAUCAAAGCUUUUUAUUUUAUUUGAUCAGAUUCAAUAUGAAAUGAAGUGCAUCCGUAAAGGCCACACUUUUUU
Entelurus aequoreus (snake pipefish) is the source of this 3214-nucleotide messenger RNA. RefSeq names its product protein FAM124B. Lineage: Eukaryota; Metazoa; Chordata; Actinopteri; Syngnathiformes; Syngnathidae. Gene Ontology annotation, cellular component: nucleoplasm. The coding region runs from base 774 to 2147 and encodes 457 amino acids. The record is from RefSeq and is a predicted model, not a curated record. The transcript is spliced from 12 exons.